AUGGACGCACACAAACCUCGCGUCGGAGGACACGAGUUUAACGACUUUGUUGACACCCCUGUUAUCGUGGUGGCCAAAGUGUCUGAUACCACGAUUGCUUCGGCAGCUCAGAUUGAAUGCAGCGAUGGUGCAACGGUGGAGGUUCGCUUCAACGACCCUCAGAUGCCGACAUCACCCUCGCGCUCGCUGCAGGCGUCCGUUGUACGGUCCCCCAUGCACAGUUCUCACCAAGGACACGAGGUUCGAGCGACCAAAGCACCUAUUGCACACGCUGAUCGCUCAAGCAAGGCCGGCAAGGGCGCACGGAUUGUGCCAUCUCGCUACAUGAGCGCCAGCACCACUAGCUCCCGCCGAGAGUCCACCAGUGCCACAGGUGGUCUUGCCAGCAGACCCACGACAACGAAAGACUCAAAAGAAUCUCGUCAGAUUCGAUCCGCGCUGCCCGCAGCCCACCGCUCUUCCAUCAAACGAACCACUGGUAGCAGCCGUACUUCUGCUGCUCCCGCUUCCAAGCCUGCCGCAUCUUCGAGUCAUGGGCCCAGCACAUCCCAACGUUCCCGCGGUGGGCCAACGCGCAGUCGAACCUCUGCUGCUGCAGCCACUGGUGGCUCUACCACCGAUACCAAUCUUCUUACCCAACAAAAUACCGAGUUUGAGCUCGCCAAGGUCUACCUGCUCGGCCUGCCCCUCGCUGCAGAGCUCGUAGCCUCAUCUACGCGCAGAUGUGCUGCAGUCCAGUGGGCCUUUGUGCUGGCCAACGUUUCGGAGCAAUUUCAAGCGCAACAAGAGACUCUGCAAGAGGAGCUGACAGAUCUGCGCAAUGCCGUUUGUACGUGUCUUCUGCCUUUGCCUUUCCUCACCGCUUGGUCAGAUGACCGAAAGGGCAACCCCUUUGAGCGCAUGAUACUCGCUUAUCAAGGCUUUUUUUCACCUUCAGAUGCUCUUCAGCGUCAAUUUGCAUCAGCCCAGCUUGACCUUCAGCGACAGCAGCUCGUUCGCAAAGUCAUGCAGCUUCAAGCCGCCCAAGAGCCGUUGCAGCGAUCCCAAGCUCUGCUAACGCAAUCCCUCCAGCUGCGAACCAUGUAUCAAGCAGUUGAACAGGCACAACAUGGUGUCACACUGCAAGGAUGUAAACCAGUCCAGCCAAGUCAGUCUCAUCAAACUCAUUUUUAUUGCUUGUGUGUGUGCAAUUUUCAUCCGAGAUGUUCAUCCAUUGUCCCUUGGUUCACUCCGCUUGUUCUGCUGCAACAAUCCAACACGAACCUGGGGCUGGGCACACCAUCAGCGGACCUGCAGCGCGCUUUAGUGCACCUAGACCAGGCCAUCGCAGGUCACCAGCCUCUCAACCAAAAUGAGGUGGUGCAACUGAGCAGACAUCAUCAGCUCUUGGCCUCACGUCAGGCCGAAUUACAUGCCCUCGAGCAGCAGCUCCGUGCUUGUGAGCAAGAUGCCGUGGAGCUGUGCAGCCGAGUGAUGACAGACGCAACUCCGCGCGUUACCAUUCGCUGGUAGACAUCCUUGAGGCUGCUCCUUGUGAGACAGUUUUUGUUAUGAUCGAUUUCGUGCUUUACGCAUCGACAACACUCAUUCUACUAUGAUUGAUUAAAGAAGAAG
Monosiga brevicollis MX1 is the source of this 1614-nucleotide messenger RNA. RefSeq lists its product as uncharacterized. The coding region runs from base 1 to 1512 and encodes 503 amino acids. The transcript is spliced from 6 exons. Lineage: Eukaryota; Choanoflagellata; Craspedida; Salpingoecidae. The record is from RefSeq and is a predicted model, not a curated record.